CCAAAAGAGAAGGGAAGAGUGUCUCGGACUCUCUAUGUCCUGCAACGACAAAAUGUCAGUGAGAACUUCCAUCAAACACCUGGAGUGCCACCGCUCCGCAAUCCUCAAAACUCUCACUCGCUCUCUCUCAUGGUCGCUCUCCACCCCGCCGCAGUCGCCAAAGCCGCCGCCUUCAAAGCUAGACCAGCAAGAUCCCUACUCGCUCCUCAAGCAAGACCCAAUCGAAAUCUGCUCUUCUCUGUGGGUCAAGGCCUUCUCUUCCCCGCCCACCAUCGCCUUCCCCAACCUCACCGGCUUCCUCUCCAAAUUCGACCUCUGGGUAUUGGCCUACCAGCGUUCCUGCGCCCACGUGACCGGCACGUUCCCGCCCCGCAGCGCUAUCCACUCUCACGUCCUCCAUGACCUCCUUUCCCUCCGAAACUCCGUCGUUCGGGGGAGUUUCUCCUGGAACAAGAAGACCCAGCAGUAUAUCCGAAGCCCCAAUGACAAACCCAGCAAAGAGAUGGUAUCCAAGCGUAAGCUCCAGGCUAUGCUCGAGUCUGACGAGCCCUGCUUCCAAGACCGGGUCGUUCAGGAGGUCCUUUUGAUGAUACUGGAGCCUGUUUUCGAGGCCCGGUUUUCGCCAAAGUCCCACGCUUUUCGACCCGGAAGGAAUGCCCACACGGUUAUUCGGACCAUCCGGAGCAACUUCGCCGGGUACUUGUGGUUUCUGAAAGGAGAUAUCAGUGAGAUUUUUGACAAUGUGGAUAGGAAUUGUGUAAUGGGUUGCUUAGAGCAAGCCGUGAGAGACAGGAAAAUACUGGGUUUGAUCCAAUCGGCUGUCCGAGCACCAAAUCGAAAACAGAGUGAUGGUGAUGGCGAAUGGCCGAAGAACAAAAAGAAGAAGAAAGCGGCGAAGAAGAAGAAGAAGAUUUUGAACGACAAGGAGCCAAAGCCGGACCCGUAUUGGUUGAGGACGUUCUUCAACUUUGCACCUGAAGAAGCUGCUAAGGUACCUUCUUAUGGACAUUGUGGAAUUUUGAGUCCUUUACUUGCUAAUGUUUGUCUUAAUGAAUUGGAUCAAGUUAUGGAGGGUAAGAUAGUUGAGUUUUUUAAGCCAUCUAGUCUCGAUUGUAUAUGGAAAAACUCGAUAAAUGAUGGUUGUCAUAACCCGUCUUGGCCGGAGUUUGUUCCUUCUAGUGGGAGUGAGAAAACUAGAAAAAUGGAUUAUAUUCGAUACGGGGGUCAUUUCUUGAUUGGUAUUCGAGGGCCUAGAGAGGAUGCGGUGGAUAUUCGUAAGCAAAUAAUUGAGUUCUGUGGGAGAAGAUUCGGGAUAAGGUUGGAUAACUCCAAGGUGGAGAUUGAACACAUAACUAGGGGAAUUCAGUUCUUAGACCAUAUAAUUUCCCGAAGGGUUAUACACCCCACGCUUAGGUACACGGCCUCUGGAGGCAAUGUUGUGAGCCAAAAAGGGGUGGGGACUCUCCUUUCGGUUACUGCUAGCUUACAACAAUGUAUUCGCCAAUUCAGGCGGCUUGAGUUUGUUAAGGGCGAUAAAGAUCCUGAGCCACUGCCCUGCACUCCAAUGCUUUACUCUGGUCAAGCUCAUACAAAUUCCCAGAUGAAUAAGUUGUUAGAGACCAUGGCUGAUUGGUACAAGUAUGCUGAUAAUCGCAAGAAAGUUGUUGGGUUUUGUGCCUAUGUUAUUCGUAGUUCUUUGGCUAAACUGUACGCUGCAAGAUAUAGACUAAAAUCACGAGCCAAGGUGUAUGGAAUAGCUUCACGUGAUCUCAGUCGUCCACUGAGGGAGAGCAGCAACAAUUCUGCACCCGAAUAUUCUGAUCUACUGAGGGUGGGACUUGUUGAUGCAAUCGAAGGUGUUCGGUUCUCACACAUGUCCCUGAUUCCAUCUUGUGAUUACUCUCCAUUUCCUAGAAAUUGGGUCCCGGAUCAUGAGCGGCUCUUACGUGACUACAUCAGACUUGAAAACCCAAAAUUCUUUUGUGCCUUGCAUAGAUCAAUUAAACGAGAUGGUUUAAUUUUGCCUCAAGAUGAGAUAUCUGAAAUUCUGUGGGAUUUCAAAACCGUUGGGGUUCGGAACUAUAAGCUAAGGGAAGAAAGAGAAACAAGAAAAGAUUGCGUGGAAGUGCCUGGCUCAUGAUGAAUUCUAUCAGAGAAUGGCAAAUGGAACUUCAUCAAGAGUUGAAUGGGAUAGUGCACCUGCUUGCAAUGCUAAUAGCGUCCAUUUCAUGAAAGGAUGUCAACUUUCCAAUAUAUUGCUUCUUUGUGAGUCUAGCUGCUUGUAAUUGUUGCUGGACUGAAGGACUCUGCACGCCUGUAUAUUUGAGUGAUUGAAGUUCAGCGCAAAUGAGAAGUUAGAAGUGACGGAUUUGGGACAAUUAUUAGGGCCAAGUUUCCUCCUAUGAUUUUCCCUCAAGAAUGUUUGCUAAGCGAACACUUCAUUGCUCACCGUCAUCCUGUUCAUCUUUGUCUUUAAAUGCCAAAGCCGGGAAUGUUGCGGUCAGGCUAGUGGGAACUUUAAAGGUAAGCUUGUCUGAAGAGAGAUCAUCGAAGUAGAUUUCACAUACGGAAAUCCAGACGAAUACUUCCUUACUGGCAACACCAAUGAGCUUCGUGAUCCUACCUUUCUCAACCAGCAUUGUCAGCUCAUCAUCGUAAGAGACGGUCUUGCCAAUGCUCUUAAACUUGUGCGUUGUCUUCUUCUGUUUCAGCCACACGAAGCCUGAUGGCUGGUGGUGGCCCAUCUCCUCGAUGUCUGCCCUGAUGAAGCCUUUGGGAAGAGACAGUUCCUUCAGAAGCUCAUGGAACUUCUGCUUGCACAGAGCUUCACCGUGGUAAGUCUCUGCAUUGCUUCGAUGAGUUUUGAUUAAUGCCAGCCAGUCCACAAGAGAACCCCGAAAUGGGAGAAAACCCCCCUUCGAAAACAUGUUUGAGAAUGGAAUUGUUCGGGAAGGAUCAAGAGCUGGUGGUGGGAGGAAAUGGAAUGCAGGAUUUGGAUUUAUAAUGUAUGCAAAGCUCUGGCUGCAAGUUGCUUGCUACUGAAGUAACAGAAACCUAACUUGGCUAGAUUUCCAGGGUUUAGGGUUAAAGAAUCCUAAAAGCUGUACCAAACGGGCCUUGAAUCUGGCUAGAUUUUCAGCUUCCUAAUACACUCUAAUUGUACAUUAAUGCUUUGAUUAAUGUCGUCUUUUAGCAUGAA
Pyrus x bretschneideri (Chinese white pear) is the source of this 3199-nucleotide messenger RNA. Its product is annotated as nuclear intron maturase 1, mitochondrial. The transcript has a single exon. Gene Ontology annotation, biological process: mRNA processing. Lineage: Eukaryota; Viridiplantae; Streptophyta; Magnoliopsida; Rosales; Rosaceae. The record is from RefSeq and is a predicted model, not a curated record. The coding region runs from base 35 to 2140 and encodes 701 amino acids.